Poecilia latipinna (sailfin molly) is the source of this 4030-nucleotide messenger RNA. It is a transcript of the gene erc2, whose product is annotated as ELKS/RAB6-interacting/CAST family member 2. Gene Ontology annotation, cellular component: cytoskeleton of presynaptic active zone. The transcript is spliced from 21 exons. Gene Ontology annotation, biological process: regulation of synaptic plasticity; maintenance of presynaptic active zone structure; neuromuscular synaptic transmission. Gene Ontology annotation, molecular function: structural constituent of presynaptic active zone. The coding region runs from base 301 to 3873 and encodes 1190 amino acids. NCBI's taxonomy places the organism in Eukaryota, Metazoa, Chordata, Actinopteri, Cyprinodontiformes, Poeciliidae. The record is from RefSeq and is a predicted model, not a curated record.
GUAUCGCAGUGAUGCUGCUCGCGGCCGUGUGGAGGAGGAGAGAGAGGCUGCCCGCUGCCCAAUGACAGCGCAGGAUGCUGAGAGAGGCUGUUGGGCUUGAAUGGAGGCGACAAGAUGCCGUCCAGAGCGACCAAGGAGACCAAUUGACAUCUGAAAAGAUCUGACAUUGAUGUGACCUAACCCACCCAUUCAGACAUGAACUAAGUCAUCCAUGUUUGGUUGAAAAAAGUCAGAGCAGUCUCAUUUGAGCACGCCCCUGUUAAAGGACCCUCUGGUGGCUACUCCUCUGAAUCACGGGACAUGUACGGCAGUGCCAGAGCUGUAGGUCAUGUAGAGAGCAGCCCUGUACGGUCCCCGCGCCUUCCAAGGUCCCCCAGACUGGGCCAUCGAAGGGCACACAGUGGGAGCGGGUGUGGUGCAGGGGGCAAGACCCUCUCCAUGGAGAACAUCCAAUCACUCAACGCUGCCUAUGCUACUUCAGGGCCCAUGUACCUGAGUGACCACGAGGGCGUGGGCUCCACUGCCACCUACCCAAAGGGAACCAUGACUCUGGGUCGCGCCACCAGCCGGGCCAUGUACGGGGGUCGCGUCACAGCCAUGGGCAGCAGCCCCAAUAUUGCUUCAGUGGGGCUGCCUCAUGCUGACCUUCUGUCUUACAGUGACCUGGGCUCCCUCUCCAUGCUGCACGCCCACCACCACCAGGGGGUGCCCUCGGCUCUGCUCAGGCAGGCCGUGCGGGGCAGUGGUGGCGAGCUGCUGGAGAUGCAGGCCCAGCUCAGGGAGAUGCAGAGGGAGAAUGAGAUGCUGCGGCGAGAGCUUGACCUGAAGGAGAGUAAGUUGGGAUCUUCCACCAACAGCAUCAAGAGCUUCUGGAGCCCAGAGCUGAAGAAGGAGAGGAUCAUGAGGAAAGAGGAGGCGGCUCGCACGUCCAUUCUGAAAGAGCAGAUGAGAGUCACUCACGAGGAGAAUCAGCUGCUGGAUGCCAGGAGAACCAAGCAUCUCCAAAUGACCAUCCAGGCUCUGCAGGACGAACUACGCACACAGCGAGACCUCAACCACCUGCUUCAGCAGGAGAGCGGAAACCGAUCUGGCUCGGAGCAUUUCACCACCAUCGAGCUGACAGAGGAGAACUUCCGCCGGCUGCAAGCCGAGCACGACAGGCAGGCCAAGGAGCUCUUCCUGCUUAGAAAAACCCUGGAGGAGAUGGAGCUAAGAAUAGAGACGCAGAAACAAACACUCGGUGCCAGGGACGAGUCCAUUAAGAAGCUGCUGGAGAUGCUGCAGAGUAAAGGGCUGCCUCCCGGGCCGGGCAGGGCGACCGAAGAGGAAGAGCAGGAGAGAGCCAGGCGCAUUGCUGAGGCCGAGGCCCAACUCGGACACCUGGAAGUAAUUCUGGACCAGAAGGAGAAGGAAAACAUCCAUCUGCGAGAGGAACUGCACAGAAGAAAUCAGCUUCAUCAGGAUCCAAGCAAAACCAAGGCCUUGCAGACCAUCAUAGAGAUGAAAGAUACCAAAAUUGCCUCUCUGGAGCGCAACAUUCGAGAUCUGGAGGAUGAGAUCCAGAUGCUGAAGGCGAACAGCUUACUAAACACAGAGGAUCGAGAGGAGGAAAUCAAACAGAUGGAGGUCUACAAGAAUCACUCCAAGUUUAUGAAGACUAAGAUUGACCAACUGAAGCAGGAGCUGUCAAAGAAAGAGUCGGAGCUGCUGGCUCUGCAAACAAAGCUAGAGACCCUCAACAACCAGAACUCGGACUGCAAACAGCAUAUCGAAGUGCUCAAAGAGUCUCUCACUGCCAAAGAGCAACGUGCUGCCAUCCUCCAAACAGAGGUUGAUGCUCUACGUCUGCGUCUGGAAGAAAAGGAGUCCUUCCUGAACAAGAAAACUAAGCAGCUGCAGGACCUGACGGAGGAGAAGGGAACUCUCGCUGGAGAGAUCAGGGACAUGAAGGACAUGCUGGAGGUUAAAGAAAGGAAGAUUAAUGUCCUGCAGAAAAAGAUUGAAAACCUGCAGGAGCAGCUGAGAGACAAAGACAAGCAGCUGGGAAACCUCAAGGACAGGAUCAAGUCUCUGCAGACCGACUCCAGUAACACAGACACUGCCCUGGCCACCCUGGAGGAGGCGCUCUCAGAGAAGGAGAGAAUUAUUGAGCGAUUAAAGGACCAAAGAGAGAGAGAAGACAGAGAACGUCUGGAAGAAGUGGAUUCCUAUAAGAAGGAGAACAAAGAGCUGAAGGAGAAGGUCAACAACCUGCAGAUAGAGUUAACAGAGAAGGAGUCUAGUCUCAUCGAUCUCAAAGAGCACGCAUCAUCCCUGGCAUCCUCUGGCCUCAAGAAGGACUCAAAGCUCAAGUCCCUGGAAAUCGCCAUUGAGCAGAAAAAAGAGGAGUGUAGUAAGUUGGAGACGCAGUUGCAAAAGCAAGCUGAGCAGCUAUUCAGUCACAUGAACAAUCCUAAAGCUCACGAGGUGGAGCAGCAGCACUCGGGCCCCCGAGGAAACCCGGAGUACGUGGAUCGAGUAAAGCUUCUGGAAAAGGAAGUGAGCUAUUAUAAAGACGAGGCAAGCAAGGCUCAGUCGGAAGUGGAGAGGCUUCUGGACAUCCUGAGAGAGGUGGAGACGGAGAAGAAUGACAAGGACAAGAAGAUUGCUGAGCUGGAAAGCCCCCCAUCCACUGCCCCUCGCCAUACCCCUCGUUCUGGAGGCAGAGCCCCCCCUGACCCACUCCCUUCUGUGUCUGCCGCCCCUCAGCAGAUAGGGGGCAUGGUCUGGGAUUUCCUGGGAAAUUUAGCUCCAAGGCAAGGAGGUAAAGAUCAGAUCAAGAAAGGCUCCAACAUCAAACUGGGACUACAAGGGGACAAGAAAGGCUUAGGACAAGAUCCUCGCAAGGAAGGCUCUUUAGAAAGUGGUCACCACUUAAAGCUGGAGGAACUGAUGAGCACGCUGGAAAGGACGAGACAGGAGCUGGACGCCACCAAGCAACGUCUCUCCUCCACGCAGCAGUCUUUACAGGAGAGGGACACUCAUCUUACUAACAUGAGACAAGAGCGCAGGAAGCAGCUGGAGGAGAUCCUUGAAAUGAAACAACAAGCUCUGCUGGCAGCCAUCAGUGAAAAAGACGCUAACAUAGCAUUACUCGAACUAUCUGCUUCCAAUAAAAAGAAAACCCAGGAGGAGGUGCUGGCCCUGAAAAGAGAGCGGGACAAACUGAUGCACCAACUCAAACAACACACACAAAGCAGAAUGAAGCUGAUAGCCGACAACUAUGAGGAUGAGCAGUAUCAUCCACACGCUCCUCACCACCAGCCGCAGCCUCCACAUGCUCAGACUCAGCCACAGCCCCAAUACCCCCACCCUCCCCACGCUCAGCAGUCUCCUUAUCCACACGCCACACACCCCCAACACCCACAGCACCUGCAGCACCCACAAGCCCCGGCACAGCACCCUCAUCCACAGCAGCCGCAGCCCCAGUAUCCUCAACACGCGCAACACCCGCAGCACCCUCAGCAUCCGCAGCAUCCUCAGCAUCCUCAGCACUCUCAACCGCUUCCUCAACACCAACAGCAUCCACGCCCCCCACAGCCACAGCACCCGCACCAACAGCACCCGCAGCAUGUGCCGCAGCACCCACACGGACAUCCGGCUCCACAGCACCCUCACCCCCAACACCCACAUGGCCCGCCCCCCCAAGGACCUCACCCGCAGCAUCCUCACCCGCAGCAUCCUCAGCACCCUCAGCAUCCCCAACAUCCACACCACGCCCAGCAUCCCCAUCACCCCUCACCUCACCAUCGUGGAGGGCCGGCCCGUGGACCGCCACACGCAGGUCACCGUCCCUCUCCAGACCAGGAUGAUGAGGAGGGCAUUUGGGCGUAGCUGAGACAACCAAAGCUCUAAUGUUGUUUUGAGGGGAGAUUCAGUCACUACUGGAGGAGCAUGGUCAUCCCAAGAUGUUGAAACACCACCCAAAUAAACAUUUAUCACCUUCAGUGAAUCAGUACUUCUGAGCAGUGGGACCUUUAUUUAUUUAUUU